GCACCAAUUGCUAAUUAAUCGAAUGCUGCUGAACUGCGACGAAGCAUGUAUGGAUCAACUGCGCUUCAAAUGUGAAGCAUCUCUCCCGUAGCCAUUUUAGUUCAAGUUGUAUGACCUCAAGGCAUGUGUUUUGUUUCAAAAGACUUCCAACGAAAAAGGCUGUAGUCAGAAUCAUGGACACUGUUUUCCAAUCGGUGGCAGUUUGAAAAGGAUUACGAAGGUACAAACGCAUCGCAGGCUGCGGGAGUCUUGUCAGGAAAGGAACACUGUGUGGGCAGAGCACCUGGUAGUGGAGCAAUGAGACUGUACUCAUUGAGGUGGUUGGCCAUUUGGAUCACAUCUGGUAUCUUCAGGUCGGUACUCUGGGAGCUCUUGCUUCUUCAUGCUGGACCUGCCCGGGGGAAGACAAACUUUGUGUCGUUCUUGGGGUAUUGGGGUUGUUCAUGGGCCGCUCUCUUGUUUGGUGUACGGAAACUAAAUCAACCACCCUUCCAGUUUUGGAGGUGGAGUUGGUCAGCCAUUGCCGGCAUGCUGUAUUUGAUUGUCAAUGACAUGGUUGGAUCAAGCAUCGAUUAUUUCGCGCACAUUAAUGCAGGACCCCUUCUCUUCCACAUCUUCCACUCGUCCGUUGUACUCUUCGUCGCUAUAUUUGCUGUGUCUAUAUUGCGAGCCAGUGUGACAGUUUCUCAGUGGUUCGGAAUUGUGCUCGUAUCUGGCAGCAUACUUGUGACCGCUGUGCCCGCACCCCUCGAGGCUCCAGGUUCAUUCGCGAUAGGAUUGAUGGCUGCAUCUGUUUCCAAUGUAUUUCAUGCGUUGCAAUACCCCGUGAGUCAGAGGAUUUUAUCAUCGGAUGGGAUUGCAAAGCCUUGUGUUGAGGCAUUGGCGCUCUUCGAGAGCCUCUUGGGAACUAUAGUCUUCACUGUUUGGACGUUGAUUUACACUGUUCCGAGAUGGCACGAGGUAGUAUACCAGCCAAUCAUGGAAUCACCGCAGCCAAGUAUAUCGUGGGCGUGGUUUGCGUACCUAUCCUACAUUAUUGUGGAGGGUAUGCACUCAUUGUCAUUUUAUUUCUCUAUUCAACAGUUUGGUGCGGUGCCUGUGGCGGUUGCGAAGGGUCUCAUGAUCUCUGGUGGAUUGAUAGUUGUUCAUGUUCUCUUCUGUGGAGCUGACCGCACGCAAUGCAUUACGUACAGCCAUGGCAGCGCGACGACGUGGAGCGAGAUUCAGAAGCCAGUGGCCAUGGUGCUCUCGGUCAGUGGGGUACUCAUUUAUAACCUAUGUGGGCACAACGUUGCCAACUUUCAGAGUCCACACUCCAAUUUGGCAACAGCUCGCGAGACAAGCCACAGCUUCUGCCAAGAUGGCCGAUACCUCGAGUUCAUCGACAGUGCAGGCGAUGGUGCGCCGCGCCAUCGCCAAUCCGAGAGCGGUCGUAGCGGCAUUCCGCAGUCGCAAUUGUAAAGAUUUGUGGAGUUGCUUGUCAAUUAACGGGCGAAGAACGGUAUAAAAAAAUGUUUCCGCUGUCGGGGACACCUGCCCCAGCGCGGCUGGAAAGUUUAUACCCUUACGGUGGCACCGUAGGGGUAUAAAUUUUCCAGCCGCCCAGGGACAGGCGCCCCCGACGGCGAAAAAGUUUAUGUUAUACCGCUCUUCGCCCGUUAAGUCAAGCACGCGGAACCCGUCUGCUGUUUCCCGCGGCAAGCGGUGUGCGAUAGGCAGGGGCGUACGCUGUUCGCGUGCUCGUGGCUUGCCGUCCGACGACUGCUAUCGGCGGCGCGGCCUGCACCCCCGGUGCGCGCUCCUCCACGCGGAGGGCUGCACAUCGAGCAGGAGGAGGAGGAGG
Molecule: messenger RNA, 1843 nt
Organism: Prorocentrum cordatum
Lineage: Eukaryota; Dinophyceae; Prorocentrales; Prorocentraceae
Source: the annotation of a GenBank genome assembly